AUGGAGUACGACGAUGAUUUUCAUACUAACCGACCAAAACUUAAAAAUUAUAAUGACGAAUCAGAUGUAUACUUCGCCAAAGAUCCUAUUUUGAAUGUAAUGAAUAUCCAUGAAUUUGGCACUUAAGACAUUACCUCGAGUGGUAAACUUAAAGUGAAAAACUUUAAAUAAACCAUUCCAGUGGAAGAAUAAGACAAAUAAAUUCUCGAAAAAGCUUCAUUAGAGACAGGAAAAGAACUUUUAACAGAAAAUUUGGAAGGUUUAUAAAAAAGUAAAUUCAAAAAAGAUAGAAGAAAAUCUCACUCAGGGUCAAAAUCUAAAAGCAGGCAUGGAUCAUGUAUAAUAAAUAAGGAUUAAGAUUAAUUGAGUGAUGAGGAUGAAAUGAGAAGAGUUAAUAAACACGAACCUAUAAAUACUGGCUAGCCUGUCAAAAUGGAAGUAGUAUAAUACUUUGGUGAUGAGAUAGAUCGUCCUAAGUCACCCUAGAAAGAUGAAUAAGACAUGACUCCUGCUGAACUCCAUAAUAAGCGAUUUAAAAACAUUUUGAAAAAUUAGAAAAAACUUCGUAUUAAGCUUGAUUUUUAGCAUAAUUAAGUUCAAGGCAACUAAACUCCUCAAGGAUCAAAUAGAUUUUUUGACUCAAAUAGCAACUCAUCAAAAAGUAAUUUUGAAAUAAUCUAAGCCUAAGCUUAUGAUUCUAGUCUGAAGAUAAAGUUAUCCACUGGGAAAUCUAGAAAUAAAGAUGCAUCCUAGUUAAAACAAUAAUAUCUUGAAAAUGGAGCAAAUACUGGAUAGAAUUAGUAAAAUUAAGAUUAUUUUGAUCCAAAUUUUGAGACUUAAAGAGGAGGAAACAAAAAAUAAUAGUAUUAUUCUUAAACAUAGCUAUAAACAAAUAAUCUUGAUCAAAUUCCUAACUUUCAGGCCUCAAAAUUUGCAAAGAAAAGGCGUCCAAUUAAUAAUCAAUAAAAUACUUGUGAGGUGAGUAUCAAUACACCCAAAAGCAAAUUUGAAAAUGAAGUCCAGAGAUAGCUGAAUGGAAUGAAAAAAUAUGUCAUAGAAAUGGAGGAUGAUUAGCUUAACUUUGAAAAUCUUCAAGACUCACAUAGAAUAGUAGGAAAACUAGAAUCGGCAGAGAUUAGCUCUUCAUAAUUAAGGAAUCUAAAUAAUAAGAAAGCAUCUUUGACAAUAAAAGCUGUAAAAUAGUCAAGAAAUAGCAAUAACUAGCAUGGAUUUAGUUCUUUUGUUCAGUCUGAAUUACCAACUUACAAGUCAGCAAUAAAAAAUUAAUAAGCUUUCAUUUCUCAGUAAAUGCAAGAGAUUUAACAAUAAAAAUAAGCUAGAUUAAAACUUCAAACUUAGGAAAUGAGCCGAUAUAAUGCUAUUGAAAAUUAGAAAAGAUUAAGAACACCUUAAGGUUAUGUUGAAAUAACAAGAUUAGGAUUAUCUGAUAAUAAUAGAAGAUAUUAGUUGUGA
Molecule: messenger RNA, 1473 nt
Organism: Stylonychia lemnae
Lineage: Eukaryota; Ciliophora; Spirotrichea; Sporadotrichida; Oxytrichidae
Source: the annotation of a GenBank genome assembly